This is a messenger RNA of Orbicella faveolata, 480 nucleotides long. RefSeq names its product piggyBac transposable element-derived protein 4-like. NCBI's taxonomy places the organism in Eukaryota, Metazoa, Cnidaria, Anthozoa, Scleractinia, Merulinidae. The record is from RefSeq and is a predicted model, not a curated record.
AUGAGGUGGGAAAGAGAGGGAGUCUGCCUUGCUCAGCAGUGGAAGGACAACCGACCAGUCACAGUUCUUUCUUCAACUGACAAUGCCAAAGAUUUUGUAAUGGUUGCUAGAAAAGAGAAAGUGGGCAAUGUGUGGAGAAAUAUCAAUGUAAAACAGCCUAAAGCAAUUGAACAUUAUAAUAACUAUAUGAAUGCAGUUGACCAUUCAGAUCAAAUUCUUCCAAAGAACUGUGCUCUUCGAAAGUGUAUGAGGUGGUGGAAAACAUUGUUUAACCAGAUCAUCAACAUAGAUAUUGUCAACAGUUACAUUCUGUUUCAACUUCAUCCUAUAGAGCACCCUGACAACGAAGCACUCAAGCGUCCUCAAAAGUUUGCAAUUGCAGAGUAUCGAGAGGAACUUGUGAGAGAUCUAGCAGGCUUGAAUGAAUAUGGAAAAAGAACCUGGGGAGUUUGUUACUGUGCAUAUACUAAAGUUUACUGA